Molecule: messenger RNA, 4169 nt
Organism: Patella vulgata (common limpet)
Lineage: Eukaryota; Metazoa; Mollusca; Gastropoda; Patellidae
Exons: 5
Coding region: 283-3597 (1104 amino acids)
Source: RefSeq, a predicted model, not a curated record
UGAUAUGGUUUGUAUAAUUUGUAUACCCCGCGUAUAAUAUUUAUGACACUAUUUCAUCGUACAGUCUCACAAUGAAACGAUAAUUUACAACCUACAUGUUUAUAUACUGAUAUGAUAAAGGCACGUUAAAUUGUUUACGUAGUCAUGGUACACUCGAUCGUUUAUGACUGACAUACAAGCCUAUUUGCUACGAUAUAUCGCUCUAGGAUAAAGUGGCUUAAGGAACAAGAAAGAUUCGGAGAAAUAUUUUGCCCUCAGCAAAUGUAAAUAAGAUCAUCGUCGAUGGAUCAAGGAUCAGGAGUGCAAAAUCUGGUAACAGAUAGAGAAAAAGAAUAUCUGGCUAAACUGUGUUGGUUGCUUCACGAUGCUGGGACUUAUGCCUUGAGAAGUACUUUCAACAGUAUCCACCCUGCCAUAUCAUUGAAAGAUCACCUCGCACAAGUCCAUAUACAGUCCGUUCUUGCAAAACUUUAUCAACAAAAAGCCAUCUCAGAGAAGCAGUGGAAAGUAUUAUAUCCCCCAGGUAAAGGCGCCGUCAGCUCGCAGUAUUAUGAUUCCAGACUUUUGGUGAUAUUGCUUCAAACCAUCUGUCAUUUGAGUCCCCCGUAUCCUAAUGGUUGGGCCACAGUACCAUUAGCUAUGGACACCAGUCUCAGUGCCGAUGUGGUGCGUCUUCAGAUUUUUCUACAACAAAUCGGAUCUCUUGUUGGUGUUCGACAUGAAGAGUAUCCAGUCCUGUGGAGACAGGUAGUUGGGGUUCUUCUUCGCCAUGGUGGAGCAACUGUUCGGAGUAAAAUUCACCGCACUGACACCGAACAACUGUCACUAGAGCAACAGAAUUAUUAUAUUCACCAAGUAAAAGAAAUAUGGGGAACUAUUGAAUCGGAUGUGGGAGCGAUGAGACAUCUUAAUGGACCUAGAGCAUUGAACAAGCCUUCUAAAGGUUCUAGGAAUAAAAAGUCAACCGAAGAACACGAAGGUUUGAGCUUAGAAGAUAAAGUCGUUCUUGCAAAAAUGUUUAAACUUCUCGUGGACAAUGUGGUGGCAGAAGAUAUUAUUGAUAGACUUCAACAAGGGCAAAUUAUCAAAAUAACAGACCGCCAGGAAAUAAUGGCUCUCUCCCGAAACUCCGACAGAAUGCAAUACAUAUUAGCAAAGAUACAGAACUCUAAGUUACCAUAUGCCUUAAAGUUGCUCUGUGAUGCUCUUAAGUUUAAAUAUACGAAAAUAUAUGAUGAAGUGACAGAGCUGAGAAGAAUUACUUACAAGCAUGGAGUUAAAGAAACUAAAGAUAUGAUUGGACUGUGUAACACAGCAUUAAAAGCCCAUUAUAAUAAUGUGUUGACUAAAUGUUGCCCCCUACCAUGGAUUGAGAACAUCAAACUACCUAUCAAUGAAUAUUACACUAAACUUGAUAUAUUGAACAGCGACGGGCACAAAGUUCGAUUAGCGGAUAUUUUACCCGAGAGAGUUUCUGGGAGAGCAGGGAAAAGGGUGAUAUUGGAAGGAGAGGCGGGUAGUGGUAAAUCAAUGUUAGCAUCUAUGCUGGCUUACAAAUGGGCUUCUAAACCAGCUUUCUUUUCGCAGUAUUAUCGCUUUCUUAUUUUGGUUGACGCUCAAGGCUGCUCUGGGGAUUUCCGUGAGUAUGUCUACCACCAGACUAUGCCUAACCACAGCAAAGUUACAUGCGAUGAGUUUUGGGUGACUUUAGAAGAACAUGCAAAAGAUGCUGUAUUUUUAAUUGAUGGGUUUACCGGAGGUAGUUCUGAACUAACUCGGAUCAUGGAUGGUACCAUUUGUAGAGACAGCUCCGUUAUUGUUCUAGUCAAUCCAAAUACUUCUAUGAGUCGGUUCUUUAAACCGGAUUACAAACUAUUCAAUGUGGGGUUAAGUGCCAAAAGCGUUUCACGAUGUUUGUUGGGAUAUGCGGGCAUAGUUCACAUUGGAGCUGAUGAUUACGAAUCAUUGUUAGAAGAUUUAGAAUCGUGGCGUCUUGGAAUGCAAAUGUGUAACCCCUUUAUUUGCAUGGCUAUCAUAAUCUCGUACAAAUACGCAAAUCUUGAAAUUAAAAAAGUAGAGAACUUGACUACAUUAUUUGAACUCUAUGUCAAAGGUUUGGUGGUGCAGUUUUGUAAAAGGCAACACGUCGUUCUGGAAAAGGGCGAGUAUCCUCAAGAAGUAGGUGAUAUUGUUCAUCUCACUGAAGAACUAUGUUUUAACAUGUUGACAUCAAAGAAGGCAUAUUUAACAGAAGGCGAAUUGGUAGGUCAUACACAGAAUAUAAACAUUAUGAAAUUGGGCAUUUUUCAAAAAUCUGUAAUUAGUGGUCUUAUCAAAGGCCAUUGUUCUUCAAUUUGUAGUUAUAUGGCGGCAAGAUACCUUGCUGAUAUGUUACUAGAUGACUUACAUGAUACAUUGGACCAGCGAAAUCUUCUUAAAUACACCAAGUAUAGCGAUAUGGUUUCUUUUCUAAAUGGAAUCUACGCUACUGAUCCGAUAACAACAACAUUAGAAACCAUUAUUACGGAAAUGAUGCGAGUAUCUAAUCGACACUGUAGAGUCGUAUCGAUAGAAGAUUCUUCUGAAGUUAAAGAACAAAUCUAUAGCAGUAACCUAGUGACUUUCAGUCAGAGUCUCCAUAGUCUUUCCGAAUGCAACAAUUCGUAUAUAACUCGAUUGGUGGCUGAAUCUUUUCCAAAAUCACUCACGCUUCACAAAAGAGGAUUGUAUCCAAUUAACUGUUUACGGGGUCUCGCAAGAAUUCUUGAAAGCGGGCAUUGUCAUUUAGUAAAUUUUGAUAUGGCUAUGCAUCCGUUUUACUUAGGUCAACAAAGCACCUACCUGGAACUGGCUUCAGCAUUAUCCAGUUGUACCACACUAAAAAUAAUCAAAGCUACCUGGACUAGACUAGAUAUGGUGGCACGUUUUCUAGCUAUCGCAACACAAAACAAACCGCAGCUUGAUUUGGUGCACAUUGAUUUUCAUGGAAAACCCGUUUCUGAAGAAAUAUCAGCAGUUACUUGGGAUGAUUUGCAAACUUUUUGUGAAAAUCUUUCUAACACAACAAAGUUUGUAUUUAGGCGUUGUACUAUAGCUUCAAUCGCUGGCCAUGUUAUUAAUUGUCUUCCAAAAUCCAUUCAAGUGCUUGACUUUUCUCACACUACAUUAAAUCUCAUUAGUGCAACUGAUCUAGCCUCUUAUCUCGAACAUUCUCUCUCUCUCAAAUCUCUUAACCUGACCGAAACAGGACUAGAAGGAUCAGCUAUCGUUGCAUUAGCUCAUGGAUUGAAAUUAAGCAGCUCCAUCGAGACACUUCGACUUUGUGGGAUACAGUUUGAUAGGCCUGGGAUCUUUGCCCUUGGACAAUCACUGCGUUUGGUGACAACAUUAAAGAGGUUAGAUAUUGGUGGAUGUGAUCUCUCUACAAAUAUGUGUGCUAUUCUAUCUUCGGCUUUGGAAGAAAAUCAUAGUAUGAAAACCUUAGUGGUGUCCACUUCACAAGUAACUGAAGAAGGUAAACUUAUGAUGCAUGAGGGUGGAACUGGUGAUUUAUCUGUGGUUAUAAGUGACUAUAAAGCAGACGCAAUUUCUGUUUAAUACCAUUCAAAGUAAUGGCCGCCUCAAUAAACAAACUAAUGAUUUAUUUACUUCAUACCAUAUUAAUGUUUUCUCAAAUCGUGAUUUAGUGUUCUUGCCCAUCUUAGUUUAACAUAGUCCCAAGCAAGCAAACAAAACGUUUCGCGUAAAAGAGCCGACAGUGGGAUUGCUUCCCCGGAACUCCAAACUGCACGUAUAUUAAACUCUUACGAUUAAACAUUAUUAUAAAUAAGUAGUGAGGCUUUACGUAGGCUGAGACUUUUGCCCAAUCCCUAUUUAAUAUUAUCUUUUCGCCACUCCCUAUUUUGAAUAAAAACACCGAAAAAAAUGCUGGUAAAAAGACUUAAAAUAGCUAAGUUGUUACGAGAUGAAAUUGCAAAUAGUGGUCACCCGUCAAAUGUUAUUUAAUCACUUCAAAUACUAAAUUAAUUAGAUAAUCAACGUCCGCCCAUGCCAAAUAAUAAUUAAUCAAUACCAAUUUAUCAAAUUUGAUCUGUGAUAUUAUUAUGUUUAUUAAUCAUAAUAUGUAGCAUUAACAUAGUUAUAUUUGAAAAUAAAUAAUUUAAUAAAGA